Messenger RNA from Tribolium castaneum (red flour beetle), 2080 nucleotides. RefSeq names its product soluble guanylate cyclase 89Db-like. Bases 116 to 2011 code for a protein of 631 amino acids. Gene Ontology annotation, biological process: cGMP biosynthetic process; nitric oxide-cGMP-mediated signaling; response to oxygen levels. The transcript is spliced from 13 exons. The record is from RefSeq and is a predicted model, not a curated record. NCBI's taxonomy places the organism in Eukaryota, Metazoa, Arthropoda, Insecta, Coleoptera, Tenebrionidae. Gene Ontology annotation, molecular function: guanylate cyclase activity; heme binding. Gene Ontology annotation, cellular component: guanylate cyclase complex, soluble.
CUUUCUUGCGUCUUUCUUAGUUGAAACUCCCGGAGUUCUCACUUUGUUGCGAGCUUUGCCUAGCGCACGUAUUAAUUUCCCUCUUCAUAAAAUAAAUGCAAAAUAUCGGUGCAAAAUGUACGGAAUGUUACUCGAAAGUGUGCAGCAUUUUGUCCAGUUAGAAUACGGCGAAGAAAUUUGGCAGAAAGCUCUGCAUUUGUCGGAAUGCAAGUACACGGUCUUCAGCACCCAUCAGGUGUACCCUGACCACAUCAUGGGCGCUCUGGCGGCCGCUUUGGCCGAAAUCACCGCCCAGUCCACGGACGCUUUCAUGAAUUUUUUCGGCAAGUGCUUCGUACGAUUUUUCAGCAAUUACGGUUAUGACCUUACAAUUAAAGCAACAGGUCGCAAUUUCACUGAUUUCUUGGAAAAUGUCGAUAAUAUCCACAUUCAGUUCACACUUUCUUACCCGAAGAUGAAAAGCCCGUCCAUGUAUGUAACGGAAGUUGAUGAAAAUGGAUGUGUAUUGGUUUAUCGGAGCGGAAGACAGGGAUUCAAUCAUUAUUUAAUGGGUCAAUUGCAUCAGAUUGCGGAAGAUAUUUUUAAUCUCAAGUUGGAAACAACUGUCCUUAACCAGGAAAAUAAAACGAUUGGUGGACGAAACAUAACAAUCGUCAAUUUCAGGCUCAACUUUGACAACUCACAAUACAUAGCCGGAAAGCAGGCCGAAGCCGCUGCGCACUUAGAGAUCAGCCAACUGGCCCCCUUUUCCUGCAGCCUCCUCCUGGAGCUUUUCCCUUGCGCGAUCCUCUUCAACCCGCUGCUGGAGAUCAUCGGUUGUGGCGAAAAGCUCGUGCACUUGUCCGGAGGCAAGAGCAAGCUUUUGCGAAAGCCCGUGACAAAGUUUUUCCGGUUGAGGCGCCCCAAAGGGAUCAGUUUCACGUGGAAAAAUAUUAUUAACUUGAAAUCGGUCAUGUUCGAGCUGGAGCUGCUCCGGUCCGAGCUGGUGCAAAAGGCCGACAUUGGCGACACCCUCGAUGAUAAGACUCUAGAGAUUGAAAUCGACGGGAAAAGCAUCUCGCCGUAUGCUUUGAGGCGAGACAGCCAGCCCGGCUUGAAAAACAUCCUUUUGAAAGGUCAGAUGCGGUUUCUUGACGACAUAAAUGCGGCUAUUUAUCUCUGCAGCCCUGUAGUGAAUGAUAUUAACGAGCUGCCUGAUCAAGGGCUUUAUCUCAACGACCUGAAUCAACACGGGCUGGGGAAGGAGAUGGUGCUAGCGGGGUGGCAACACAACUCCAAAUUGGGGCUGAUGUUCGAUAAAGCGGAACAGAGGGCCACUGAACUCGAGAAUAACCACAGCUUGUUGGACACGUGGAAGAGGAGAGGAGACGAUCUUUUGUACUCCAUGAUACCCAAAACGGUCGCCGAUCGGCUCAGAAAUGGCAAAUCGCCCUUAAGCACGUGUGAGACAUUCGAUUCUGUCACGAUAAUGUUUUGCGAGCUGGUGGGUUUCAACUCCACGACGGUGCAAGACGCCAUGGAGUUGGUCUCAACCAUGAACGCAGUUUUCUCCUGUUUCGACUCUCUCAUGGACAGAUUCAACGUCUAUAAGGUUGAAACUGUGGGUCAAGUCUACAUGGCGGUGAGCGGAGCCCCCGAAAGAACCUCCUCCCACGCCCAAAACGUCUGCGACGUCUCCCUCUGUAUGAUGCACCAGGUCCAGAAACUCCAAAUCCCGUCAGGAAGUGGAACACGAGUUGUGGAAGUUCGCAUUGGAGUGCAUUCAGGUCCUGUCGUUGCUGGAGUUGUGGGUAUCAAAGUCCCAAGAUAUUGCUUUUUCGGUGACACGGUUAAUACAGCGUCACGAAUGCAGUCGACAAGUUCGCCGGGAAUGGUGCACAUUUCCGCACAGACUAAGGACAAACUCCCUGAAGAGCGCUACCUUAUUGAGGAUAGAGGACUCGUGAAACUGAAGGGAAAAGGAGAAGUCCAGACGUUCUGGAUAUUUGAGAAGGAACCGAUCGCUGUGUGAAAGAAGAUCGACGGUAUACGAUAUUUUAUUUUUGUGUAUUCAUGGUGAAAUAAAGUAUUUUUAUCCAAA